This is a messenger RNA of Aspergillus thermomutatus, 465 nucleotides long. RefSeq lists its product as uncharacterized. The record is from RefSeq and is a predicted model, not a curated record. The transcript is spliced from 2 exons. Gene Ontology annotation, biological process: RNA processing. NCBI's taxonomy places the organism in Eukaryota, Fungi, Ascomycota, Eurotiomycetes, Eurotiales, Aspergillaceae. Bases 1 to 465 code for a protein of 154 amino acids. Gene Ontology annotation, molecular function: ribonuclease III activity.
AUGUCCGCCAUGUCUAGCAUGUCUCUAGACGAGAGAGCCGCCUUCGUUGAGAAUAUUAUCCAAUAUGCCUUUACCAACCGCGCAAUCCUCUAUGAAGCCCUGCGUGCCGCCGGUAACCUCGUGUUGACUGGACGGCCCCAUCGGUCUGACGGCAACAAGGACCUAGCGCUAAUCGGCGAUGCGGUCCUGCGCUUGAUUCUUGUGAUGGACGGCUACGAAGCCAACUUCGGCCGCAUCGACCAGACCGUCCAGGCCCAAGCCAGUAAUCCCAAUCUCACACAGAUUGGCUUCCAAGCCGGACUGGAGAACUUCAUUCUCAUCAAUCCGUCUCAGAGCACUGUGUCGAACAACGUGAUGGCAACAACCGUUGAAGCGAUCCUUGGCGCUGUCUACCUCGAUAGCGACAUGAAUGUCCAGGCCGUUCGAGCUGUCAUGGCUGUCCUGAACCUGGGAUGGCCGGUUUGA